Molecule: messenger RNA, 379 nt
Organism: Sphaeroforma arctica JP610
Lineage: Eukaryota; Ichthyosporea; Ichthyophonida
Exons: 1
Biological process (GO): protein phosphorylation
Molecular function (GO): ATP binding; protein kinase activity
Source: RefSeq, a predicted model, not a curated record
GACCUCGGAUCUCUGGAACAUGUGCUAAGAGCCCAACGGAGCCGCGCUGAAGCCUUGGACGGUACCAACAGUGCAGAGGAAAUAGACCUGAACACUCCGUACACUCCCGCAGAGUAUCUGUGGUUUGUACUGCAAGUGGUUAAGGGAUUGCAAUGCUUAGCGGAUAACGGGAUAGUCUACAGAGACAUUGAUGUGAGGAAUGUACUGGUUGCCACACGAAGGGCAUCAAGGGAGUGCCCAGGUGUGUGUGUCUGAAAUGAUGUGUAGAUAGAUAUAGAAGUGCGAUAGAUUGGAUUUAUUCAGUCAAACACUACGACCAACUUGUACUCUCUUACAUCGACAUAUACUAUACACUACCCCAGCUUAGUUUUCAACCAAC